CAGCAACAGUCCAUUGUACACGUCAACCGCCUCUCAUCCCCCGCCCCCCCCAUGCCCACCCUCCGACGGGGCUCAGCUGCCUCGCCCCACCACUCCUUCUCCUCCCCCAGCGCCCCCCGCUUCCGUCAGCCAGACAUCGCCUACCACGCCAACGACGCCGCUAGCAUCAUGAGCAGGCCUGAAAAUUCGACGGGAGAACAAAAGGCUCUCAAUGGCCUCGUCAACAAGCUCGUCCACAAGCUGCCCUGCAAUUCGGGCAUCCAGUUGACCAUCCUGGAGCAAGAUGCUGGCGUCAAGGCCACGGUCCAGUCGAUUCUCCAGCUGUCGCGUCUACGGCUGCCUCUUGUCGCCCACGCGUUGGUCGGUGCGCUCGAAACGCUAUCAAAGUACACCAACCCGUAUCAUUUCUUAGCGGACAUCUCACUGGAAGUUCUCCAUUCUCAACUAUACCUCCUCCACGUCCUGAAUCUCUGCUUCUCCACCUCAUGGCGACUACACGCCCAAUCCAAUGCUCCUCAAUCUUCCGACGUCCCCAGGCCGUGGUCCGACCCUCCACCGUUUGACGAAAGCCUUGCAAAAUACGUCCUAAGCGUACUGCUGGUCUAUACACGCUUGGUCUCCUUAGAAUCAGACUUCCUGGACAUCGGCGUCCAGCCCGUCAGAGAACAGAGGAAUACCGUCUCAGGGUCCUCUUCCUCCUGGGGCAAGGGCGCUGCUACAUCCAGCGGGUACUCUUUGGGAACGAAAUUCCUCCUGCAACACUCCUAUCCUUUGACUCAACAACAGCCGUCUGCAGAGCGGCAUAUCUCGCCAAAUUGCACUACAACAACGGGCACAAUAGCUCAGAUGACCAAAUGUGUUGCCCGCGCAGUCUUUUAUCUCUCCGCUGCCAACUGGCCACUGGUCUUUAGCCAGACCAAAAAGCGGAUACAAUACCUCACCACCACCAUUGAGGACGCUCCAGAUCUCAAUGAGCUCCGGCUGAUUGAGUGGGUCAAUGUCGACCAGAGUCGAUUAUCGCAGCUUCUAGCUGAAGUCACGAACGCAUUUCUGCAUACGAAGCGCCCGGCUCAAUCAACUAUCGCGACUAUGUUGCGAAAGGCCAUCCGGAACUGGAUCAGCAUAAAUCCAAAAGAGUACGAGCUCUUCAUCGAGACCGGGAGGAAAAUGGAUGGUGGACCCGAUGCCUUGUUCGACGUGCUCUACUCGAUGUCUGACCUCGGCUCGUUCUCAAAUUCCAAACGCACCAAGGCAUUCUAUCCGCUCAUGUCUAUGCUUUUGGUCCUCUGCCCAGACACCCUCAAACGACUUGUCAUGGGAGAAUCUGCCCGAGGAAGCUCUAGCUUUUCAAAAAAGAUAUAUUUCUUGGACAGUUUCAAAAAGGGUCUCAACUCUAGCAAGGGGUUUGAAGCCUGCGCGAUUUGCUAUGUUGAGCUCAUGAGCGCAGGUAUGGCUUUGACGCCUCGGCUAGACGGAUCCGGGAUCAGGAGCUUCAUUCCCGAUAUUCAGAACGACCUUAAGAAUGCGCUUUUCUACUCGCCUCUGUCGAAUGAGAUAUCAGACAUGAACGUUCUUGUAGAAGGGCUGGUAGCUCUCUACCGAGCAAACCCCACGACAACGGGAGGUCUACUAUUUCCCAAGCUCUGGAAUGACUCUGAAUCGAGCAAGGUUGUUGCAGUGAAGGCCUGCAUAUUGAUGGCGGUGGAGGGAGGGAGACUACCGUGGCACCCGCCUGUAGUCGACAUCAUGCGUGAAGUUGGCCCGUCAAUACGUGGCCUUAUCAAGGCUCAUGCCAUGUCUGUCACCGCAGACAGACUCGGCCCUCGCCGGCCUAGAGGAAGCAUUGAACUUCCUGGAGUCCAGAACGACCUCGCGUACGAGAUCCUCAGCCUUUAUGCCCUGGAGCCUUCUUUCGCUCUCAUCAAUGUCCGCCUCGAUAACUCUUCCGACAGUGUCUCUUCCAUCUUUCUUGCCUUGGCUUCUCUUUUGGUCAUUCCAAACCCUGAAAUCAUCCGGACUGCCACAGCCAAAACGAGCAUUUCGUUGAUCAAUCACAUUUGCGAGGGCUGUGGGCAAGGCGAAUCGAUGAAGAAUCUCGGCCAUAAUGCCGCGGGUGGACUGUGGCAGAUGCUGCUCGAUGUGGGUCGGCAGAUGCUCUUUGCUUUCCACGACGGCGACUACGACGAGAUCACAAUCUCUGCCACUUCCAUGCGUGAUAUGCUUUAUGCUAUUAUCAAACUAGCAGAGGCCUAUCCGGAAGUCCUUUUUCCGUCCUCGAAAGCCCAACCCGCAGCGAUGGUCGUUUCUGCAGCGGGCUAUGUCUGCAUUGUGUCCCCAGACGUCGAACAAAUCGCCCUCACGCUUCCGUCAUUCAUGGCGCUGGGAAAGCUAACGAUGCUGGCCCACCGGUCGGCCUCUGGCGAAGUCAUUACCAACGUCUACUCUCAGUAUCCGCAAUCUCGAGCCGUGGUGUUCGAACGGCUUGCUGUGUUACCCACGGCUGUCGGCCGCCAACAGCAACAGCGUAUGAUCAGACGCACCUUGAGGCCCAUGGCCAAAGGGUCGACGCUCACGACUUCCGUGUGGGUUGGGUUGCUUUCCAUUUGGGAAAGCUUGACAACCAAAAUUAUUGCAUUCGAGGCUGGAAAUACCAUGACUUCAAGAGAUCGAAGGAGAGUCAUGACCGCCGAUAUCGAAGGCCUUGACGAGCAAGAGUCGAAAGAGUGGCAGAAUCUGACGUACUUUUUAUGCUCCAUCACAUCAGUGGGAAUUUGCACUUCACCGCCGAGCUCCCUUUCUUCAGCAAUCGGUAAAGAAGGUCUACUUCCCGCGGCGUACGAUCAAGACAUCUCGGAACCGCUCGUCAUCGUGGAAGGAUUCAUUAAACAAUGCGUAGAGCUACUUGUGACCAACUCUGUAGCGAUCAGAGAGUCUGUCAAGACUGCCCUAGGCUCCGAGUAUCCUACAAGCAUGUGCGGGCUGCUUGUAGCUCAAAUUUCCAAGCUCCUGAGUCACGCGUUUAGCCCUACUGGUGUCAGCGUCUCGGACGCCUUCAACACCCUUGUUGAACAGUCGGUCAACAUUCUCCGACUCCAGAUUGACCGCAUGGGCCCCGACAACGAUAUGCCUACCGUCCAGGUUGAGAUGGGCGAGCUCCUUCACAAACUCGGACAAUACAUUCAGAGAUCUGGUCGAAGUGAUCUUGCGAUUCGGCUGAAGACGAGGUACUGUCAAUUGGUGGAAGUGGCACUCUCCAAGAAGGACAAUGUCGUGGCGGAAAAUGGUCUCGGGCUGAAGAAUUCCGUCAUGGAGUGGUUGUGUGAAUGGAGCGUAGCCACCUCAAGAGAUGAUGUUUAUUCCGCUGGAAUAGAGUCACAUGGUCAUUCGCAGAGAGAGCUGGACCACGCUUGCCUCAAAGCUAUGGUACCUGUUACUGAGGGCCUGGUACUACGUCUCGGGGGAGAGGAGGCAGAGGAUCCUCAGAGAGUGCUCAAAUCUAGACUAUUCUACCGACAUUAUCACCAUCUAGUCAAGGUCAUCGAGAAGACGAACAAGGAAGAGACGCAAUCCACGAAUCAUCCUCCAUCUAUCCAGGGCCAACCAUCAACUCGGUCUGGUACGCCGGAGGACGCACCCACACUUGCCAUUCUGGCACUGUCAAAUCUAUUGUCCUCCAACAUCGAUGUUGGGCUCAAGCAUUGUCUUGCUCUUGGUUACCAUGACGACCCUGCUCUUCGCACGGUCUUCAUGCAGUUACUGACUAAUAUCCUCCAGCAGGGGACUCGAUUUGGUGGGCUCGCCGCGAGAAGAGCUUCUCUCGCUCCCAAAUUGUACUUGGAGAAUCUCACGAGCACCAACAUGGCACUUGCCCUUGCUAUGGUGGACGUUUGUUCCCAAUCUGGGCCCGAUAUGGACGAGCUUUCGACCUUGCUUUUCAGAGUGUUCGAAGGCAACGGGACCUUGCUUGGUUUCAUGAGACUCCUUAUCGAAAGAGAAGUCACCGUCACAAACCACGAGUCUGAGCUUUUCCGCGCAAACUCCUUGACUAUGAGGAUGAUAACCAUGUUUGCAAAAACAUAUGGUUACAACUAUGUACGAGCGACUCUUGAGCCACUGGUGCUCUCGCUCGCCGAAAAGCCGGCGGAAUGCUCAUUCGAGCUUGACCCCAGGAAGGCAUCUGCGACCGAUGACAUCGACAGGAAUGCGGAUCAUCUCAAAUUGAUGUGCCAAGCUCUUCUCGAUCUCAUAUGUGCAUCCACGCCCAAAGUCCCAUUGAUGUUCCGAGCUCUGUGUCAUCAUAUAUGGGAGGUUGUGGAUGAUCGUUUCCCCGACUCUCGGCACUCGGCUGUUGGAUCUUUCAUAUUCCUCCGAUUCUUUUGCCCAGCAAUUGUCUCUCCGGACACUAUCGAUCUGGACUCUGCGCCGGACAGCGCACAGACACGGCGCGCAUUGUUAUUGGUUACAAAAGUCAUCCAGAACUUGGCCAACAAUGUUGUAUUCAAGGAGCCGCAUAUGAAGAUGUUGAAUCCGUUCCUUGCGGAUAACAUCAAGCAGGUCACGAAAUUCUUGUCCGAUGUUGCCAUACGUCCCAAGACAGUCGAUGUCCAGAAUGCAGCCAAAGCCUUUCAAGAGGAUGCUGAAAAGUCUCAAGACUUGGAUGGAGACGACGCCAUUAUUCACCGAUUUGUUUACAAGAAUCAAACCAAGUUGGAGAGCUCGCUCACGGGCAUGCCGAAAUCGUAUCAUCAUUCCACCAGUGCCUCAAAAGUCGCGAGGACAGAGUGUGAUGGGAAAGAUGCGUUAGAAAAGCUGAGAGCGGUCAUGAAGGCUACGGGUCCGCCCGCCGACACAAAUCUCAUGAGUGCUUCGGCGAGAGCUCUAGCAUACGACGAGUUCAUGCGGCAAAAUCAAGGGCGCAAUGUCGAUAGUGUGAAGGACGUUUUCUAUGAAGGGCCAGCUAGUCAGAACGGGCGUCGAAUUUUCUACUUCGUUGUCGCAAAGGUGGCUUUGAUAGAUUACGAUUUACUUGCCUAUCACGUCUUCAAGUCGCUGGACAACGUGACAGAAUACUUCGAUGUGAUUAUCGAUCUUACUGAUUUCUCUUCCUCCACUGAGCUUCCGAUGGCUUGGUUAAAGAAGUCUCUACAGAUAUGCCCUUCUGCUAUCCUUUCAAGUAUCUUUACCCUCGUUCUGUACAACCCCAACACCUAUUCUCGUAAGAGACUCAAGAGGAUUAUUGCCGAGCUUUUGACUGUCAGCCCACCCGUGGGCAAGAAUGUCGCCGCAGCGAGCAGCCCGGGAGAAUUGGUCGACCACAUUCAAUUCAGCAGCCUGGCGCUGCCGGAGCACACCAUGGUGCUGGCCUACGAAGCCGACCACGUCUUCACGAACUUGGUGUGUCUGUCUGAACAUGGAAUGCGAGUACCAGUCAUGGUCAAACUUGGGCAUGAUUGUCUGCAAGUCGCAUCUUGGAGAAAACAAGAUCUCACCACCAACGUCAAAUCCUACAUUAUCGAUGUGGUCAAAUUGGCCGACAUUGAUGAUAUAGUCACUAGCGGUGGCAUUCCGGCAGAUCAGCUUGUCAUCAAACACUCUCAGAACGAGACCUUGAUCUUUGUAUCACGAAAGCGAAACGAGAUGGCGCAUAUCAUCAAAUCUGCUCGUGCAAGGCUUCGAGACGCUCCGAUCAAUUCUAGAGCCCUCCGUCCCUCGGAUGUCCCGGCAACUCUUUUGAACGUCGCCCUUCUGAACCUGAGCUCCGACAACGAGACCCUUCGAAUGGGUGCAUAUAUAUUGGUGCAGGAAUUGUCUCGAUUCUUCAAGUAUGAUCUUGCUGCACGAGUGCUCAAGGUUUCAGCCGGUUUGACCAUUCCCAACAACUCUCUAUCAUGGGUCCGCGACCUUUCCAAUGCGCUCGCCAACUCUGCCACGCACCUUACCCUUGAGUUCCUGAAAGAGUGGACGAUCGGUUUCUCAAAGGCCGAUAUCACACACAAGACAGCCUCUCUCCACUAUAUUGGGCCGUGGCUGCUCAACCUUGACCAGUUCAGUCGACCAACUCGCGAUGAUGCCGAGGAAAGUGUCAAGCAAGUGAAAGAGGUCAUCCGAUCAUUCAUCUCCAUUACUGUGGCAGAGCGCAGGCGUUUGCAUCUGACUAUCCAAGAGCAUCUGUGGAGUCCUUUGGCCAAAAGCCAUGGUAGUCUUGUCGACAUCAUGAUUUACGAGCUCAUAUAUGGUGCCAUCGACGCUGGCUUGGGUAGUGACAAAAUCGAGUGUAUAGCCGAUAUCCUCGUGUCCAUAUCAUCUACAAAUGUCCGGGGAAAGGUCGUCGCACGUCUUCGCAAAUCGCUUGCCCAGACCUAUCUCCGGCCCUCCAACCAUUUGACGGAAAACGCUACUUGGAACGAGGUGUGCGCUCUCGCACGCAUCACACUAGCUUUGGGAUUCAACCCAACAGCUGCCCUAGACACCCAGCUUUUCUUGCCGGAGAUAUUCCACGUAAUUACCCUGCUCCUCGGCGCUGGGCCGCUUGUAAUGCGUCAAACCGUCUAUGGGUUGCUGGUGAGUAUAAUCCACUCCUUGGCUUCCAACGCCACCUCCGGAGAGAUGGAUGGACCGGCCUUGGUAAAGCUGUCAAACAGACUUACAAAGCCGGAGAUGAUGGCUGCUUUUGGUGUCAGUCAGGGCCAUGGUCAUAUCGAACUGUCUGGGUUACCCAACAAAAACGAGACCGACGUACAUCUGCUGGACAGGGUUGAGGAGGUGUCAAAGUUCCUCGGGGAUGUCUUGACGGCUGGUGCUACCUCUGUCGAUUGUGCUAACGCUUGGCGGGCGCGGUGGAUGGGCCUUGUUGCCGCUACUUGCUUCCAACACAAUCCCGCCACCCAACCCCAAGCAUUCACCGUCCUUGGCUUCCUUGUGUCGGACGAAGUGGACGACGAUCUGAUCUACCAGAUUCUUGUCGCCGUGAGCACGGCACUUUCGCACUUUGCCGAAAGCCAUUCCAUCCUCAUCAUAAGCAUGCUUCGCUGCCUCAGCCGUAUCAUUCCUGGGCUCCUCCCCGAUAGCCGCUACGUCACGAGUCUCUUCUGGUUGGCAGUUGGCGUCUUGCAGCUCGGCUACAUCCCUCUGUUCGCUCCGGCACUUGAGCUGCUGAUUACGGCCCUUCGCUCCAUCCACAGCGCCAGCCCCGACGUCCCAUGCGCAGAGGUGAUGGAGUACGUACUGGACUCCAGAAGCGUGGUAGCAGACGAGACACAAAAGUUGGACCAUGUCUGUGGAGUCUCUUUCGACGUGGACAUCAGCUUUGCGCUCGUUGCAAUCAUCUACAAGGGUGUCCGACAUCCAUCAACGAGAAAACUUACAAUUGAAGUUUUACUCGACUUGCUACGAAUGUCCGCCAGCCCAGCUCAGCAAAGUGGAGAGGACGAGCCAUCAGUGGCUGAAGAAGGCAUCGCUUACUUUGUGGCGUUGCUCUCGAUUGUGGCAAACUCCCCAGAGGAGGCGAAGGGCGUCUUACUGGCCGCAGGUCUGCCGAUUGACGAGGAUGGUGUCGACUUGGGUUCCAUUCCCAUUUUCAGUCUGCUGUCUGUCCCUGACAAUCGCAGGGCAGUCCUGCUCAUAAGCCUGGUAGUUGCUCUUUUGAGUGGCUCUGGAGGGUCGGAUGCCGAGAAAGUCGUCUUGUAUCGACUACUUGCCGACGCUAGCGCCGAGCUUCCUGAAGUCGUCCGCAUGGUGUACUCGUCGUUGAUCCCGCGUAUCAUGUCUACUCUGGGUGCGACUUCCAACAUCUCGAUCAUCAAUUAUUCUACAGUCAUCCUCGAGCGAGCACUUAUGGACGACACUUACGCGUUCCCCAAUCUCUCUGCUAUCCCCAGUACCGACAGUAGCACUUCGCUGCCUUAUGGUCACGGCAAACCUUACGCCUCCAGUAUCAGCUCGACCCCCAGCGUCGUAGCUGGAACAAAAGAACAGUUGUUGGAAGACAUCGGUAUGAAGGGCCUGGGAGAGUUGGCUUUCCCCCAGGUCAAGACUGAUAGAUUGACAAUGAUGGCCAGAUGGGUUGCCUCGUUGAUCGAGAAUUUCACGAUAUGAUUCAGUUGUUUAUAAUUUCAUUUGUCUACAUUUUUUCCUUUUCUUUUUUGGGGGGAGGAUAUUAUAGCGCCCUGCAUUACAGGCAGACAAUCUCAUUUUCUCUUGGUCACUCCCCAUAUAUACCCGUUCUCUUGUGUCCUGAACACACUGUCAGGUACUACUAACGAUAUCACACACGCUCCUGCAACGCCUUGCUUCGAUAUCUAGAAUUUUAUAAAUAGGUUUCUGCUCGACAUGGACGGUCAUGCAUUUCGAAUUCAAGCAUCC
This is a messenger RNA of Cryptococcus amylolentus CBS 6039, 8361 nucleotides long. RefSeq lists its product as hypothetical. The transcript has 20 exons. Gene Ontology annotation, biological process: regulation of GTPase activity. Bases 52 to 8094 code for a protein of 2680 amino acids. Lineage: Eukaryota; Fungi; Basidiomycota; Tremellomycetes; Tremellales; Cryptococcaceae. The record is from RefSeq and is a predicted model, not a curated record.